This is a messenger RNA of Clupea harengus (Atlantic herring), 2065 nucleotides long. RefSeq lists its product as uncharacterized. Lineage: Eukaryota; Metazoa; Chordata; Actinopteri; Clupeiformes; Clupeidae. The record is from RefSeq and is a predicted model, not a curated record.
GAAGUUCACCUAGCCUAGGUUACUCAUUAAUAUGACUUGGGUAGCCUACACGGUUUCAUUUGGAAGUAUUUAGAUCGUUCUAAAAUUCAUCAUUUUACUUGAUCUUAUCUGAAACGACUGUCUUGGAGGAAAGAUAUAGCUAAUAUUGCGCUUUGCAAAGUUCUCCAAAGUUCCACUCUCUUUGAGGCACGUGUGACAGGCUUUCACUCUAGGCUACAAAGUAUACUUUUCCUGAGGUCCCAUGACACUGACGUCACCUUGUGUUUCAGAUCAGAUGAUAAACUAUUUACUUCCCGAGAUGACUGAGGUGAUGCAGUUUCAAGAUAUUUCAUAAUGCCGUUUACGAACGUACUUUGUUGCUGUUUCAGGUCCUCAGAGAACACCCUACAACCGAACGAGGAAGUUUCCAACGAGAGACAACCUCUUUUGCAAGGGCAACCACAGUCUGCACGCCAGUCUCGUCCAGCACAUAAUGACGCAUCCCAGAGAAGUGGCAGGUUUAUUGCCCGGCACGUUGGCAUCCCUGAACUUGAUCAGCGCUUUGAAGAUGUAGCCGAGAUGUUCAACCUGCAGCAAGGGCACCAUGAGGCCAUGAGAGAAUGCCUCAGCACACUCAGGGACCGCUACCACUGUUCCCAUGGCGAUGGACUGAGUGAGUGCUUGAAGAGAAUCAAAGAAGAGCAUGGCACACAUCAAAUCACCUUCCACAUGAAAGGCUACGACUUCUCCCUGGCAGUGGUGCCAAACGAUGAGGUGCCCACCAAGCUAUGCAGUAGCCAGGACCGCAUCCGUGGCCUCUGCCAGGCUUGUAAGGCCAUCGUGGCCGCUGGCACCAAGCUCCAGGAGAUGAUUGGCUGGCUGACAAAGGCAGAGGAGCGGCUGGCCAAUCAGGUGCUGGAGGUGGCCCCCGCCUACCAGGAACAGCGCAGGCUGGAGGACAACCUGAGGGAGAACCUGCAGGAGUGCCAUAGAGCCAGAGAGCUGUCCUCCGCCUACAGGGAGGAGGCCGGGAAGCUCCUUAAUGAAGCAGCGCUGCUGUCGGGCGUCAACCCCUGAUACUCACCCUGACCUUCUACUCUCCUAUCCUAUUCCCCAGGAGCCUAGGUCUAGAUACAGGCACUCUUUGUGGUUCUGAUAUGCUCUGAUAUUUUUGAAAAUGUAAGGAACUUUAAAGCCACUGCAGGUCUAAAGGGAGGAUUUGGGCAUACAGGGUUGCGAAGUUGAUGUCUGUGUAGAGGCAGUGUAUGAAACAUGCUAAAGCCAUUGCACUGAUGUGAUAUCAUCACUCCAUAUCUGCAUCAAAAGGAAUACAUUUAAGAGUUUAUUCAUGUUAUGUAUUGCAUUAGGUAUUAGGCUUUUUGGGGGCCCACUGUGUAGAAUUGUAAUUCAGUGUCCCCCUCACCAUUGCCUGAGAAAUGAAUUAUAAGUAAUGUUAGUCUUGAAAGGAACUGCUGUAGGAAAGUCAUUAUUUGCAUGUGUUUGUGGAUAUGCAGGACUGAGAGCAACUCUACUGAUUUAUAACAGUCAUUAUUCGUCACAUUCCUUGUGCAAACAAUCCUUUUAAGGCAUCACCUUUUCACACAGGGAGGCAUAGAAAGCCUAGAAGCAUUGACAGCCCUAUUCAUCACUUUAACAUUUGUUUAUGAAAGAGAAGCAUUUAAACAGUCAACACUGAGAUGUUUUGCAGACACUCCAGGGUUUAGAUAAUUAGUUGCAACCACGUAAUGUAAGUUAGAAAGACUAACUUAGUAUAGUAUUUCUUCUAGGAUCUGAACUGGCAGGCGGAAGCAUACUUGAAGGGACAACUUUUGUAAUUCAAGACUUUUUUUUGGUUCUGGAACUUAGCCUUAUGAAUGUCAGUUUUGAGAUUAUUGGACUAUUAUAAUGUAAUAAUACUGUAAUAUGUAAACAGAUUGUAUUUUUGUUAUUUUUGCUGAAGUAUGCAAUGGGAAAGCCAUUGGAUUUGUUCACAGACUAUAGUCCAAUAGGCUACUGUACGGCAACUCUAGCAAGUAAAACCGCAGAUUAACUUAAUUUAUGAAGUAAAAUAAGGGAACAGAUCAAA